AAGUUUUAUCUGUUACCAUGUCAACCAAUUGUGAUGGACAUUUAGUUACCAGAUUUUAUUAACGAUGAUUAGUCAAGAACUGGUAGACUAAUGGUAACUAAUUAAACAGAAUUAAUUAAAAUGAUCCAAUGAGUUAAUCUUUGUUUUAAUUCUCUUUUAAGUUAUUCAACUCCUCUUACCUUUGAAUUUUCCCUUGUCGAUUAACCUUUAAUUUACUUGGUUUCACAAUUUCUUUUAUUCUAAUUGUUUCAAUAAUCUGAGUUUUUUUUUCUCCUACCAUGGGCUCAGCAAUCAGUUCUCUCUUUCAAAGUCUAUUUGGAUCGAAAAAAGUCCGAAUUAUGAUGGUUGGACUGGAAGCCGCUGGAAAAACAACCAUCCUUUAUAAGCUUAAACUCGGUGAAAUUGUCACCGGCAUUCCUACCAUAGGUUUCAAUGUUGAAACGGUUGAAUAUCAGAAUAUCAGUUUCACUGUUUGGGACUUUAGUGGACAAGACAGGAUUCGGUCACUUAGGAGGCAUUACUUUCAGAAUACCGAAGGCCUUAUUUUUGUGGUCGAUUCUAACGACAGGGAGAGAAUAGGUGAAGUUCGUGAAGAUUUGGAUCGAAUGUUGGCUGAAGAUGAGUUGAGAGAUGCAAUUCUCUUAAUUUUUGCCAACAAACAAGAUCUCCCAAAUGCCAUGAAUGCUGCUGAAAUUACCGAUAAACUUGGUCUUCAUUCCCUUCGUAGUCGCAACUGGUACAUACAAGCAACUUGUGCGACAAGUGGUGAUGGUCUUUACGAAGGUCUUGAUUGGCUUUCAAGUCAAUUAAAAAAUUCAAAAUAACAUCAACGCAAAUACAACACAACACACACACACAGUAUAAGAUCAACCAGCAACAACAAUAAGUGAACCAGAGAUGUAUUAAUACAAAACAAAAUGAAUGAUACAAAAAAUACCACCAACAUAUAAUACCAAAAUUAUUUGCCUUUUAAAGUGUUUUCUUUGAAAACAAAAUUUAUAUUAUUUAACGAAAAA
Panonychus citri (citrus red mite) is the source of this 1016-nucleotide messenger RNA. RefSeq names its product ADP-ribosylation factor 1-like. Gene Ontology annotation, cellular component: cytoplasm; plasma membrane. The transcript is spliced from 3 exons. Bases 279 to 824 code for a protein of 181 amino acids. NCBI's taxonomy places the organism in Eukaryota, Metazoa, Arthropoda, Arachnida, Trombidiformes, Tetranychidae. Gene Ontology annotation, biological process: intracellular protein transport; vesicle-mediated transport. The record is from RefSeq and is a predicted model, not a curated record. Gene Ontology annotation, molecular function: GTP binding; GTPase activity.